GAAGAGUUUGGACUUUCUCCCUCUCAAUUUGCCACCUCUGCCUGCGAUCGACACUUGGAUAACGCUAAAAAUGAGAACGGCCAGACAUAGCGCGUGCACAGUCCAUCACUUUGAGAGUUUCUCUUCGGCCGCGUUCAUUGGAAUGUUUCUCAUGGUUCUUGUGAGUGACUUCCCGUCAAGAAGCUCCUCAGUCGUUUCCGAUGGCGUCGUCUGAGCUCGGACUCAAUUGUUUGCGUUCGCUUCGGGAUAGGUGCAAAGCACCGAACAGGAAAUGACAUCGCCGCCGCGUCUGUGUCACUUCCUGCCGAGCUCAGAUUCCACCAACGUGCUGCGAUGUCAUUGUCAGAACGCCACGAGCCGGUCCGCCGAACGGUGUCCCGCCGCGGCCCGCCGGAGACCUUCAGGAGUCCUCUAGAGGCGCAACAGAGACCCUCCAGGGUCCUCCAGACUCACAAGAGAUCACCCAAAGUUCCAGAUGGUCGGCACACGUUUCCAGCGACCCGCACGCAAGACAGCCAACACGGAGGCCCGGCGCACUUCCAAAAAGACCCUUCAAAGAUCCGUCAGAAUCCCGGAGAACAACUCCGCCAUCUUGUUCGACGUUGUUCAGCUCCUCAAAGAAAAACACAGAAAAGCAACGUUUCCUCAAAGGAACCAGGCCUGGAUUUGAUGAUGGAACACGAAAAGGAUUCACAUCUCCACUCACGAUGCUUUUUGCAGGGAGCAACUAAAUCUGAAACUCACUCACUCUUUGAAGAACGGGCGAUAAAGCAGGACGAAGGUCACCAGAGCCACAGAAAUGUUACGGCGACUCACCUGGAACCCGACCAGGCUCAUCUUCCCGCUCAGCCGGAUCCCCUUAAGACCUGUACGCCAGCUCACAUGGACCCACCUCAGACUUCUCAUCCUCCUUACUCGGACCCCCAUCAGGCUGCUACCCCUGCUCACCUUGACUCCCAUCAGGCUCCUCUUAUUGCUCACCUGGAUCCCCAUCCCACUCCUACCCCUGCUCAUUGUGACCCCCUUCAGUGUCCUCCCCCUGCUCACCCGGACCCCUGUCAGACCCCUCUUCCUGUUCACCGGGACAGCCUGGACACUCCCAACUUUCCGGGUAGUUCCGGCGAGCCCAAACUUUGCGGCUUCCUGCUGAAGCAGGGCGGCCCUCUGCGGGCCUGGAAGCGGCGCUGGUUCGUCUACGAGGAGAAGCAGAACCAGAUGUUCUACUACCGCACCCCGCAGGAUGUGACUCCGCUGGGCCGGGUGGACCUCAGCUCCGCCGCCUUCACCUACCCGCUCAAGGCCGAGACGGGCACCUUCCACAUCGAGACGCCCGAGCGCACCUACACCCUUAAAGCGCUGACUCAGGAUCUGAUGCUUUAUUGGCUGCAGCAGCUGCAGCUCAAUCGCUGGCAUCACCGACAGGGCCGUCGGACGAGCGCCCGCCCCGAUGCCGCGGGCGAUAUCACAGAGAACUUCCUGCCGCUGUUGAGGAGUCCCGCGGGGCUGGUGGGGCGGGAGGCCGCCAAGGAGGCACCUCGCGGGACGCCGCUCGCCAACGUGUCCAUCAAACAUCCUUUCAUCCAAAUCCAGAACACGGUCCACGGCCUUCGAAAGAGGUCGUCUCAAGAGUGGGCGCAAAGCGUCUUCUCCGCGCAAGCUCCGGCCGGGGUCCGCCAAGCGGAGGCCGCCGCCGACGGCGCCGCUACCCGGCGGGAAAAGCGAACGCGCGCCGACUUUGCGCGCGAUCUGGACCGGAGGGACCGGCAGGUGGCGCAACUGCGGGACGAGGUCAGGAAGCUCACCGAGGAGAACCCAGCCGAGCGGGAGGUGAUCGCCAAGCUGUCGGAUCACGUGGCCGCCCGCGUGUCCGAGCCGGCGAGGUCCACCUCGUCCGCUCGUGCCCCGGACUCGCUCGGACAACUGCAGCAGUGCGUCGAGGACCUGAAGGAUGACAUCGAGGCCUACAAGACGCAGAACCGCUUUCUGAACUCCGAGAUCUUCCAGCUCACCAAGCUGUGGAGGAAGAGCUCGGAGCAGGAGCGAAGUCUGAUGGUCAAGUGCGCCUACCUGGAGGCGUGGCGCUGUCAGGCCGAGAGUCGCUACCUUGGAGUCCUCGGCAAGCUGCAGGAGCACGCAAGUCUGGAUCCGGAGCAGCGGCAGUCGAUUCGAAAGAUGGCGGAGGAGGCUCUGCAGGGGCAGGCGAAGAACAACGCGGCCGCCGCAAACGGCCUUCACGACGAGUACGGCUUCCGGAUCAUUCCCGACUACGAGGCGGAAGACGUGAAGCUUCUGGCGAAGAUCCAAGCGCUCGAGAUCCGCUCGCACAACCUGCUGCGACAGGACGGUCGAGAGCGCGACCUCUCGAGUCGCUGGGCUCAGUACCUUGCCGGCAGGUCAGACGACGACUUUUGCCCGUCGCCGGAACUCAAAGCUCUGCUGCGGGCCGGCGUCCCUCCGGAGUACCGGCGGCGCGUCUGGCGCUGCUUGGUCCGAAUCAGGACCGGGGCCGCCAGAGAGCGCCAGCCGCAGCUGUGUCUCCAGUUGUGCGACAAGAGUCGCGCGUGUCCCCAUCCGGCCUCCAGACAGAUCCGGUUGGACCUUCACCGCACCCUAACCGGCAACCGCAAUUUCUCCUCGCCAUCGAGCCUCGCCCACCAGCAGCUGGAGCGCAUCCUGUCGGCCUUCUCCUGGCAGAAUCCCUCCGUCGGCUACUGCCAGGGUCUCAACAGGUUGGCGGCCAUCGCUCUUGUGGUCCUCCAGAGUGAAGAGGAGGCCUUUUGGUGCGUGGUGGCCGUGGUGGACGCCAUCAUGCCUCAGGACUACUACGGCAAGAACCUGCUGGCCGCGCAGGCGGACCAGCACGUUCUGAAGGACUUCCUGGUGGAGAAGCUUCCUCGGCUGGCGGCGCACUUUGACCUUCACGGAAUCGACGUGUCUCUGGUCACCUUCAACUGGUUCCUGGUGGUUUUUGUGGAGAGUCUUCCCAGCGACAUCUUGCUGCCUCUCUGGGACGCCUUUUUGUACGAGGGCACCAAGGUGAUGUUCAGGUACGCUUUGGCUCUCUUCAAAUACAAAGAAGACGACAUCCUGAAGAUCCACGACGGCGUGGACGUCUACCAAUACCUUCGCUUCUUCACCAAGACCGUCACGGACGUCAGGAAGUUGAUGGGAAUGGCCUUCGUCGACAUGAACCCCUUCCCCGGCCGCCUGCUCAAGAAGCGGCGGCUGCUUCACCUGGAACGGCUGCAGGGAGAGCUGCGGGAGCUGGAGGAGCAGCAGCAGGCCUUCGCGGCGCUCGCCCUCCGCCGCCCCGACGACCAAAUGGACAACGUGGCCAGCGAGGACGACGAGGAACUGGCCUGAAGUCCGUCGUUGCCGUUCGCCCGCUUGGUCCCCAUUCGACGUCGCGCCCGCGUGACUUGACGCCGGCGGCCCGUUCAAGUGUGAAAGCGUGCCUUCUGUCGCCUUUUCAAAGGAAAACCAAGCCGCCUCCCUUCAGGUACGCCAGAUGGCGAUCGCGCCGGCCGCCCGGUGCGGCGCAAACGUCAAGAAGUCGGAUGCGGACAUGAGUCGACUUGUUUUGCGACUCCGAGAGAAGAGGAUGACUGACGUCCAAUGAAAAUCCGGGCUCCAAAAAUCCACAAGGACAGCCGAGCCAGGUCGAGGCCACGUGUUCGCUCGCCGAUAGCUCACGCUCAAACGUCAACCGAGAGUUGACGGCUGAGCGUUCAAUUUAGAAGACGAGCGAGUCGUAGCUCACAUCCGGACUGGUUUGGGAACCGAAGACGAAUGCGUUGCAGUUCCGUGUGAAGAGUCGAAUUUUCUUUUCCGUGACGUCGCGGUGGGACCCCCCCCCGAUCCAUUUCCGUACGCGGCAAUUCUACACGCAGUCAUUAUGUUCCAAUGAUUAAAGUCAGAGCAAGACAAGCCAUAAGUGAUGCUUUUUAUUGGACUAUUUUUCUACAAAAAAAAAAAAAAA
Messenger RNA from Hippocampus comes (tiger tail seahorse), 3979 nucleotides. RefSeq names its product TBC1 domain family, member 2 (gene tbc1d2). Gene Ontology annotation, biological process: regulation of GTPase activity. The record is from RefSeq and is a predicted model, not a curated record. Bases 334 to 3363 code for a protein of 1009 amino acids. NCBI's taxonomy places the organism in Eukaryota, Metazoa, Chordata, Actinopteri, Syngnathiformes, Syngnathidae. The transcript has 15 exons. Gene Ontology annotation, molecular function: GTPase activator activity; small GTPase binding.